AUCCUCUAUGGGAGCUCAGAACUCAUCAUGGUCCCAUCACACUUCAGGAGCAUUGUUUUUCUUCCUUGGAGGGAUAAUAGUGCUUAUCAUAUUGCUCAUUCUUCUCUUUGUCUAUUGGAUGGUUAUUAAACGGAGAUCACCACAAGAGGCAGAGGAGAAAAUGGAAAAGAAACCUUCAAUAAUGAGUCAACACCAUGAUGAGGUGGUGAAGGUAACAUUUUCAAGCAAACAACAGCCAGGAUCAAUGGACUUCUUUAGUGGGAGCCUUGGGACAAUUAGUCACUUCAACCUGAACACAUUGAGAAGGGCAACCAGGAAUUUUCAUAGCAAAAAUCUUCUUGGAAGUGGUGGUUUUGGCCCUGUUUAUCAGGGAAAGUUGGCAGAUGGAAGGCUAGUUGCUGUUAAGCAAUUGUCUGCUGAGAAAUCCCAACAAGGAGAAAAAGAGUUCUUGGCAGAGGUGAGAUUAAUCACAAGCAUCCAACACAAGAAUCUUGUUCGCCUUCUUGGUUGUUGUACUGAUGGAUCUCAAAGGAUUCUUGUCUAUGAAUACAUGAAGAACAAAAGUUUGGACCGCAUCCUAUAUGGAAAAAGUGACCAAUUCCUGGAUUGGAGCACUAGAUUCCAAAUUAUUCUUGGAGUGGCACGGGGAUUGCAAUAUCUACAUGAGGAUUCGCAUUUGAGAAUUGUUCACAGAGAUAUCAAAGCAAGCAACAUUCUUCUUGAUGAAAAGUUUCAGCCAAAGAUUGGAGACUUUGGGCUAGCUAGAUUCUUUCCAGAAGAUCAAGCUUACCUUAGCACUCAAUUUGCUGGAACAUUAGGUUAUACGGCUCCUGAAUAUGCUAUUAGAGGAGAACUAUCAGAAAAGGCCGAUAUCUACAGUUUUGGAGUUCUUGUACUUGAAAUUAUAAGUUGCAGAAAGAAUACAGAUCUUACUUUACCAUCAGAAAUGCAAUACCUUCCUGAAUAUGCAUGGAAGCUUUAUGAGAAGUCAAUGGUGAUGGGACUGGUGGAUCCAAAGCUAAGGGAACAUGGAUUGGUGGAGAAGGAUGUGAUGAGAGCAUUCCACGUGGCAUUCUUGUGCCUACAGCCUCAUGCAGGUCUGAGACCAGCCAUGUCAGAGAUCGUGGCACUGUUGACAUUCAAAGUUGAAAUGGUGUCAACACCAAUGAGGCCAUCGUUCUUUGAUCGGAGACCCAAGAAGCACGAUGAGGACAUGCCCUCUUGGGAAGCCAUAUCAGACACUUUCUCAGUUCCAAUCAUAACUGAUUCUAAUCUUCCAACAUCUGAAGAUCGCUGAUCAAACUAACAGGAACAGCUGUACUAUAUGUAUAUAUG
This is a messenger RNA of Arachis duranensis, 1335 nucleotides long. Its product is annotated as cold-responsive protein kinase 1. The transcript is spliced from 7 exons. The coding region runs from base 8 to 1297 and encodes 429 amino acids. Gene Ontology annotation, molecular function: protein kinase activity; ATP binding. Lineage: Eukaryota; Viridiplantae; Streptophyta; Magnoliopsida; Fabales; Fabaceae. The record is from RefSeq and is a predicted model, not a curated record. Gene Ontology annotation, biological process: protein phosphorylation.